Messenger RNA from Scatophagus argus, 1304 nucleotides. RefSeq names its product coiled-coil domain containing 97 (gene ccdc97). The record is from RefSeq and is a predicted model, not a curated record. The transcript has 7 exons. Lineage: Eukaryota; Metazoa; Chordata; Actinopteri; Scatophagidae. Bases 241 to 1254 code for a protein of 337 amino acids.
AGAAAAGGAGGGUAAUAUUAAUGACGGACCAACAUGGCGGCCAAACAUUCUGCAAAGCAGUUAAAGGUGGAACGGAUGUGUAAAAUUAAGGUUGGUUAAAGUUACAUUUUUGAUGUAAGAACGUUCACACCAAAUCAAGACGAGCUCUUUUUUGGUGUCUGUGAAAAUACAGCCUGUACAGAAAACGUUAAGGCUUAUCUUACACUGAAACGCGUCAGUACGUUGGCUAACACAGAAAUUAUGUGGGGCGAAAUUGACCCUCCCGUUCAAACACAACCAAGUUCGUGUGAGAGUGAAGACUGGAGUAAAUUACAAGAAGAACCGGUGAUACGGUUCCGGCGAUAUGACUCAAAAGGAUCCGCUGAUACUCAGAAGCCACAGCAAGAACCCCAGGACCAGAGCCAGGCAGAGUCCGCUUGUGUGAGUGACAUGGUAGAAGCCAUUGCCAAGAGUGGGAGUCCAGUGAAGAGCCAGCAGAUAGGAGAGCCUGAACUGACCCUGAAGGAGCGCAGAGAGGAGCUACUGCAUCAGUACAGGAGCAGACCGCUGGUGUUCCUGGAGAGGUACCAUGCCUGGCUCAAACCCCAGGACCUGCAAGCAUUUGCCCAUGUCCACUCUGAUCCGCGGGCUCAGCACUACAGCAAAGUGAUCCAGAGGAGAGCUGCAGCAUGUACCAACAAGACCAGGGUUCGAAACCAGCGCUAUGCCGCCCUCAGGGCCCUGCAGAAGGAAGGUCACUAUUUCAGUGAGGAACAGAUGCGAAUGAGGCAGCCGCUGCUGUAUGAACAGUACAUUGGCCAGUAUCUGACUGAUGAGGAGGUCCUGGAGCGUUCCCAGGAGGCCAUGCAAGAUAACGCACAGGGGGCACCAGAGGGAGGUACAGGAGGGCUCGCCCACCUCCUCCUCAACUCCUACCAGGAGCAUCUCAUCCAGAAUCGUCUGCAGGAGGAGCAGGAGAGAGAGGAGGGAGCACAGGAGGAGGACGAGGAUGAAGAAGACGAUGCUAAUUAUGUCCAGCAGCAGCAGGAGGAGCCCACCGCAGAGGAGAAGGCUCUGCUCAGGGAGGAGUUCAUCAGCCAGAUGCACCAGCGCUUCCUCGAUGGCAAAGACAAAGAUUUCAACUACAGUGAGGUGGAUGAGAACCCAGACUAUGACAACUUGGACAUAGUCAGCAGAGAUGCGGAGGAUAAAUACUUUGAUGAAGAUGAUGAAGAGGAGGUAGAGGAUGAAGAGGAAGAAAACAUGACAGAAUAAACUGUGUAAUGGCACUCUGAAUGAACUGUAAAUACAAAUGUGCAAAAUAA